GAGACGGCAUUUUUACCGCAUUUUUUUUGCAAAAUGUGUCUAAACCUGGUUAAAUGUUUUAGAAAAACAAGUUGUGUGAGUGGAAAUCGCUACACUAUCUAAUAUCUAUAUGGCAAAGCCUAAAUAUAUAUGAAAUAUAAAGUAAUUAAUAUUCAAAAAUGCGUACCUAAUGGAAAUCUCGAAAUUGCAUAUUCUAUAUACACUAUUAAAGCAGAUGCGUGUAUAAUGUAUCCAAUUAUUUUGAUGUACUCUUACAAAAGAUUUAAUUAAAACUUAGUUAGGACACGGCACUUCCAAGUUCAAUUGGAAGAUUUACCAUUUUCACAUUUUGAUUUAUCUUUUUUUUUUGGUCUUACCAUAAUACCUAAAAUAGUGUACAAUUAAGUGAGUCGGUUUUAUUUCCAUAGCUUUCAAAUAAAAGGAAGAAAACAAACAAUUUCAAAACUAGCCAUUUAAUAGUUGUUUGGUGUUGGUUGGAAGCUUUAAGGAGCAGGCUUAAUAGAAAAGUUUGCUUAAUUACGUGUGACACUGAUAUAUUUUAUUGUUUACUGAAACAGUUUAUGUAUAUGUGUCGUUUUUAUGUGAUAAUGACAUAAGUAAUAAUAGAGUAAGGACAAAAUAUUAUUCAGAAUGGAUCAGAUGCUUCCUAGCCCUGGGUUUAGUAUACCCAGCAUAGGAACUCCAUUGCAUCAACCUGAAGAAGAUCAACAGAUCCUUCCCAAUGCCUUACAACAGCAACAACAAUCCCAACCUCCAACAAGCCAAGUACCUCCGUUGGCGCCCAUGGGAGGUUUAACGCCAACUCUUGGUUUAGGUAUGGGCAAUGCUAUGACAUUGCCCCACACAAAGUAUGUUACCGGAUUUGCUUUACCCAUGAGCAAUGUCAGUGGUAGUGGUAUGACACCACAAACUCCGCAACAUGCAAUGAUGUCGCCAAUGGUAAAUUUAGGAGGGACAGCAGGCGGAGCCUCCGGAACCACUCCGCAUACUGGUCCGGCAACUCCUUCCCCCAUGACUCCGAUGACACCACACUCAGCUGAUCCGGGCAUAGUUCCACAACUCCAAAAUAUUGUAUCGACGGUGAACUUAAACUGCAAGUUGGACUUAAAAAAAAUUGCUCUACAUGCAAGAAAUGCCGAAUACAACCCCAAACGUUUUGCUGCCGUCAUUAUGAGAAUAAGAGAACCCCGGACCACUGCUUUGAUAUUUUCUUCUGGAAAGAUGGUGUGUACGGGCGCCAAAAGUGAAGAAGAUUCCCGACUGGCAGCCCGUAAAUACGCAAGAAUUAUACAGAAACUGGGGUUUCCCGCAAAGUUCUUAGAUUUCAAAAUUCAGAAUAUGGUGGGGAGUUGCGAUGUGAAGUUCCCCAUUCGACUAGAAGGACUAGUGCUCACCCACAGCUCAUUCAGUUCUUACGAGCCCGAACUCUUUCCCGGCCUUAUUUACCGUAUGGUCAAACCAAGAAUAGUAUUGCUAAUUUUUGUGUCUGGUAAAGUGGUACUGACAGGAGCCAAAGUUCGACAGGAAAUAUAUGAAGCUUUCGAUAAUAUAUAUCCAAUAUUAAAGAGCUUCAAGAAGCAGUAAGACUUAUUUAUUAAGUUUUGGGUUUAAAUUUAUAACUGUUGUCUUGAAGCACGUUUUUGUUGACCUAAUUAUCACAAUUCGUUUGACAAGUUUUAUUGUUAAUAUAGAACUAAUUUUGUCUACGCUGUUUUUGUCAUUGAAACAAAUGUUAUUUAAGUUUACAAAAAAUUUUCAAAACGAGGCAUCGAUUGUUUGAGAAACACAUGUUGGGAAUAGUCUAGCUUUUUCAACUUUUAUUUU
This is a messenger RNA of Cylas formicarius (sweet potato weevil), 1824 nucleotides long. RefSeq lists its product as uncharacterized. NCBI's taxonomy places the organism in Eukaryota, Metazoa, Arthropoda, Insecta, Coleoptera, Brentidae. The transcript is spliced from 5 exons. The record is from RefSeq and is a predicted model, not a curated record. Gene Ontology annotation, biological process: DNA-templated transcription initiation. The coding region runs from base 631 to 1584 and encodes 317 amino acids. Gene Ontology annotation, molecular function: DNA binding; RNA polymerase II general transcription initiation factor activity.